UUAAUUUACAACAGUGUAAAGUCUUUUAUUAACCGAAAAAUGCCGAAGAAAAAGAAGGGAAAGGGAAGCAAGUUAGCUCGCAUGAGCGAUGAAGAACGUGCUCGUUACUUACAGCAUCGAGCCGAAUUAGAGUUAGAGGCUAAACGACGUAAGCAACAGUUGAUUGCAGCCUUUACUAAGAACAAGCUAAAACGCGAGGAAGCGUUCUCGCGAUUAAACACUGCCAAGAUCAAUGAACAAUGGCGAUUCAUUCUACGCCGAAUAAAAUGUAAAGAACUUCAUGAAGACGUGGAAUACCUUUGGAGUAAUUUCGAUCGCCUAAUGAAGACAAAAGAUCUCGUGAUACAGCGUUUACAUAAUGAGCUAGAAGCAGCCGACGUGGAUCACAGAAGGCUGCAAGAGGCCCAUAUUCAAACGAUGGAUCUGAUAAUCGGGAAAUACAAGCAGAAGUGCAUGCAACUACACGAGUUCUUUGCGCGUGAACGCAAUCGUAUUGUUUCGGAUGAGAUGAAUGAGUUAAAUAGAGCACGAAAGAAUUUAGAGCAGCACUGCGAUCAGUUGCAGAAUAUAAUUUUUGGACAAGAUAAGAAAAUAGAAAAUGUAUUAAUGCAAACGAAAACCCAGAACGCCGUUAAUAUAUACAGCAUUGUAUACUUGAAAGAAGAUUCCCUGUCGCGCUUGAUGCAUUACGUUUCCUAUGAGGUCGAAGAAUUGUGGCAACAACUUAAUGAAACAAUAAUUGAAUACGAGAAAAAUACAGGAGAUAAAAGAAAGCAAUACGAAUACUUGAAAGAACAGGAUGACGUUCAUCGUACCGACGUGGCGCAAUAUCCAAAGCUGCAAGCGCAAUUACAAAGCACGAUUAAGAGUCUAAAACAGGAUAUGCACGCAUUAUCGCAGAAAAGGGAACAGAGUAUAAAGGAAUUGAACUAUCAGAUUGUGCAUCUGAGGAAGAGAGCCGAAAAUAUGAGACAGAUAUUUUCUAUGAAUCAAGUGCUGGAUACAACUCAGCUGAAGAAACUGACUAUUAUUAGCUCUAGCGUCCUAAAAGAACUACAGAGGAUUUCUGAAAAAAGCUCGGCGUUACUAUCAUUAUUAAAAAUAUGUUCAAAUUUGGAACCAUUCUCACUGACCGUUCAAAAGUACACUUUACGCGAUACAGGAUCCAGAAGAGCUUUUACGAGUUGCAUGUCAGAGCCGUUUGACAAAUUGGACAAGUUUUGGGAACAGUUUAAUUGUAUUAAAUCCGACAAUAUUUUCAUGAAAAAGGAGUGCGAUAAACUGACUUUCGAGAACAAGCAAUUAAGAAAUACUUUACGUACAUAUCUCUUAACUAUUUCUAGAGUUCCUACCGCAAGAUCAUUCACGUCUACUCCUAUAUAAAUAUAUUUUUUCAAAUGUCGGUAAGUGAAAAUAAAUCAAUAUAUAUCUUUAAAAAAAAAGUAAUUUUAAAAAUAUUUACAUGUUGCAUUAAAAGUUUCUUUCUUGAUAUCUUUUAC
This is a messenger RNA of Solenopsis invicta (red fire ant), 1499 nucleotides long. Its product is annotated as dynein regulatory complex subunit 2. The record is from RefSeq and is a predicted model, not a curated record. The coding region runs from base 40 to 1383 and encodes 447 amino acids. NCBI's taxonomy places the organism in Eukaryota, Metazoa, Arthropoda, Insecta, Hymenoptera, Formicidae. Gene Ontology annotation, cellular component: axonemal dynein complex; axoneme. Gene Ontology annotation, biological process: cilium-dependent cell motility; axonemal dynein complex assembly; regulation of cilium movement. The transcript is spliced from 6 exons.